AUGAGCAACACAGCAACUACCCAGACCAGUAGUGAAAGGAAACAAAUGGUCAUUGACAUUCUUCUUCCUCUGAAGGAACAGUACCUAAGACAAAUUUGGGGAAAACUAGCAAAAAUGUAUAACAUCACACCAGAUGUCAUCUUCAUGUUUGGAUUAAGAACCCAUUUUGGUGGUGGCAAGAAAACUGGCUUUGGAGUGACUUAUUAUUCCUUGGAUUACACAGAGAAAGAUAAACCUACCCAUAGACUUGCAAGACAGGGCCUGUAUGAGAAGAAGAAGAAGACCUCGUGA
Messenger RNA from Phyllostomus discolor (pale spear-nosed bat), 291 nucleotides. Its product is annotated as 40S ribosomal protein S24-like. NCBI's taxonomy places the organism in Eukaryota, Metazoa, Chordata, Mammalia, Chiroptera, Phyllostomidae. Gene Ontology annotation, molecular function: structural constituent of ribosome. The record is from RefSeq and is a predicted model, not a curated record. The coding region runs from base 1 to 291 and encodes 96 amino acids. Gene Ontology annotation, biological process: translation. The transcript has a single exon. Gene Ontology annotation, cellular component: ribosome.